This is a messenger RNA of Scophthalmus maximus (turbot), 4568 nucleotides long. RefSeq names its product family with sequence similarity 222 member Aa (gene fam222aa). The coding region runs from base 966 to 2534 and encodes 522 amino acids. Lineage: Eukaryota; Metazoa; Chordata; Actinopteri; Pleuronectiformes; Scophthalmidae. The record is from RefSeq and is a predicted model, not a curated record. The transcript has 3 exons.
CACGGCACAAGGGCAGGACCGCGUCCCGCAGCUGCCCGCACGCAGCUAGCUCGCCACCCAGACGUGACCACUUCCUAUUUGGUUAACAGACCAGAGAGACGCAUCUCGGGGCUCUGCUGCGGGGCUACACUCCACAGGCUCGGCGGGGAAGCUCGGACCGACUCGGGGGGCGAGAGGUCUCGGAGAGGCUGCGGACACCGCGGAGAAAAGUGACGGACGGAGCAGAGGCUGAUCACCGGGGAUCUCGCGUCGCAGCUCAUCGCACCAUCAGUUUAGGAUAUUUCAGGCAGCUGCUUUGGCCCAGCCGUGAUUUCUUCCCGGGUACCUCCACGCAUUAUUGCCUAGAUACAUAGCCCGUCACUAACAUUUACGCGAUACAAUUCACACACGGUCGCGUGCGGUGAGCGGGCGGACCACUUCAAACCCGCGCGCAACACCGGAGGCUCUGUGGAAUACUGCGUAUGUCUCCGGCCGCCCGGUCUCUGGGCUGACAGCUCUGCUCUGUGGGAAUAAGAGGAGCCCCCGGGACCCCUCGUCUUGUCGCGGAGGCUAAACGCCGAAGAGCCGACGCGCACUUAUCGGUGCGCAAUUCUCCUCCUCCGAGGACGCUCCUGAAAUUGGCCGACCUGCGCGUUCGCAUUCGGCGAACAAAACAAAAAAAAUUGCCAGCCGAGUCGACAGAAGGAAAAAGAAGAAAAGGCGAAGCUUAUUAACUUUGCCUGCCAGAAGCUAGAGUGUGGAAUCUAAUUGGCGGGGUCGCCGGUGUAUUCGCAUACCGUCGGAAGAGGAUAAAGUUAAUCUGCGUUUGACAUCGACGAAGCGGCUGCUGGAUCUUUGGCGAACAGAAUGAAUCCUUUUUGAAUCGGACCACAAGUACAAUCUGCAUGGAGUUCUAGCCUGCACCACGGAGCAAUUUAUGGUCGGCCGCAGAACUCCCCCGGCUGUAGUACCGUGCCCACCUCGCCAUGCUGGCCUGUCUGCAGAGGAGGCAAAACCCUCCACCCCAGCACCUGGUGUGUGCAAGCAAGACCCUGGAGCCACCGCAGGCGCUUGGACGGAAAUGUGAGCUUUUGGUGCCCACGCAUUCCCCACGCUACCCGACUGCGGCAGAACUUGAUGCCUUCGCUCAGAAGACGGCCAACAGCCCUCUGUCCAUCAAGAUCUUCCCCACCAACAUCAGGGUUCCCCAGCACAAGCACCUUAACCGGACUGUGAAUGGAUAUGACACCACAGGGCAACGUUAUAGUCCCUACCCACAUCUCCACACAGGGGGCCACCAGGGCCUGCUCGCCAUCAUCAAGGCCUCCUCCCCAUCAUUAUCAUCAACUUCCACUUUCAUCCCUUCAAAAGGUGUUCUCAAGAACUCUGAAGGCAGACGGACUAAACUCUCUCCAGCCCACAUAGCUAUUGCCCCAUAUCCACCCCCUAAUAAUAGCACUUUAGCCAGUGGCCACAGUCAAAUGGUAUACCACACUGGGCCCUCAAAGCCUCCGGAAGGCCCCAGACUGUCAGUUCCCCCAAAUGUCACUGUAGCUGGCUCAGUGAUUCCUGUAACAGGCGGCCGAGGUCUGACCCUGCCUACACAGUCCAACCUCCCCUCCAUUCAGAGCAUCAUCUACCAGAUCAACCAGCAUUGCCAGGCCCAGGCUCUGCAGCAGGUGUGUCAAGGGGCGGCCACUGCACCAUCAAAUUCCAGCCCCUCCAAGCAGGGAACAUCUGUCAUGGGGGUCUCUUCUAGCUCUUCAGGUGGAGGCUAUGUGGUAGGAAUGGGUCCCCAGACUAACAUGGUGUACACAGGGCCAGGGCUGCCGGCUCAAAAUACUGAGGCAAUGAAGACUGGUGUGUACGCAGACAGUAUGGACUAUAUCCUUUGGCAGAAGCAGCAACAACAACAGCAGCAACAGCAGCAGCAGCAGCAGCAACAGGCUGUGCUCCGCAUGUACAGUGGAGGAAGUGGAGGAGGAGGCGCCAUUAGCAAGUCCCCCGAAACUUGCGUUCCAGGGGGAGGGAUUAUGGCAACCCAAGUGUCCUCUUCUUCCAGACCUUAUCACCUGACAGCUAGUGCCAGCGGAGGAGGCGGGCUAGACAAAGUUAGCUCAUCCCCUUUGAACUGCAUGGGUAUGCAUGGAAAUUUCUCAGUGGGUCAAUACUUCGCCCCGCCAUGGAACAGUGUGCUGGUGACACCUGACAGUGACUGCUACAACCCCCAGGAGCUUUUGGGCACCUCUGCAGGAGGUCCUGCCACAGGGCACAGAGAGAUGGGCUACCCCCACCACCAUCACCACUACCACCACCCUCAUCAUCACCACCCUGCGAUAGACAGCGCAGGAGGUUUGUGUUGCAGCCUGCCCAGCAAGACCUUGUGCAACACAUCUGUGCUGAGCAGCAGUUUGCAGUCUCUGGAGUACCUGAUCAACGACAUCCACCCACCCUGCAUCAAGGAGCAGAUGCUUGGCAAAGGCUACGAGACUGUGUCUGUGCCACGUCUGUUAGACCACCAGCAUGCACACAUCCGCCUCCCUGUUUACAGAUAGAGGGGCAGAGGAAGAGGCAAAAAAAUCAAGAGUUGUGAAUUUGUGAAGAAAAUCUAAGUUAAAAAACCAAGAUGUUUUUUUGGGGGGGUUACAGAGUUGUUAUGAGUGGCACUGCUUUAACUAGCAUGGGAGCUUAGGCAAGGGCAGUUAUGCUGUGUGACCCGUGGUUUGGAGGUUUCAAGGCCGGCUGUGGGAAUCCCAAAUAUGAAAGGUGAUAGUGAUGACCAGUGGGAGAGUAAAGGGAUUUCAAGAUUCUCCAUAUGUUCCAUUGAGUGCUUUACCAAUAGGAAUUUUGGAUUGAUUCAUUAAUUUUCUUGUUUUUUUGUGUUUUGUUUUUGUUUUUUUCUUUACUUGCCUGAACAUUUUUGAUGAGAAUCAUAGCUUGACAUGAAGUGCAUACGCCACUUGUACCCCCUUCCAAAUACUAAGGAUGAAGCUACUGUGUAGGUUGUCACUGAAAUGGUCUAAAAAGGACCAAAGCUUAGGGCUGCUCUCAAAAUCCAAAACACUGUAACAGUGCACCCAUAAACAUACACAUAGACAUACAUAAACAUAAAUACAUACAUUUACUUAUAAGAAGAAUAAGAUUAUAGGGAGUACUUGGGUGUUAUGUACAAGGAUCAUAAGGAUGAAUUAAAAGUUUAGUUAAAUAUUAGUUAUUAUCGCUGUUAUAAUUGAUACAUAAAUUGCACUGCUUGAAUCUUGUUAACUUUGAAGUUUGGAAUUAGGUAGUUUGGAUAUGAUAUAUUUAAGAAACUUGAAAAACUUGAACCUAUUUUUUGUUGUUUUAUAUAUUUGUAGGUAUAUUAUAUGCAUUGGCUGCUAUGAGGAAAAGUGUCUCAAAUGCUUCUUUUUUUUUUUGAUUUUUUUUCUCCCCGGUUUUGUUUUUAUGAUUUAAUAAUUCCUCCUCAAGCUGAUGUGCAGUUUCUUAUGUCUUGGUGUGAGGCAUAGUCGCUGCAUUGGUUCUGUAAGAACCUGGUCGGAGAUUUCUUUUUUCCUAACCAACACUGGAAUCUACAAUAAAUCUUGAAAUACUUAUUUAAAAGGAAAAUGUCACAAAAACAUACAAAAAAAGGAAGUGUUACAAUGAAGAAUGUGAUUGGGGGGUUAUCCACAUAACCUUAUGUGUAUGUUAAUGCGUGUAUGUGGCUGAGUGCAUGCGCGUGUGUGCAUUUUGUUUUGUGUUCUUCAAAAUCCUCAGACUUUUUUAUUGAGUCAUUACAAGAUUACAAGAUCUGAUUCAUCAGUCCCAUGAACAUCCUCUCUGAGUAAUGUACAGGAGAUUUUUUUUGGAAAAUCUUGCUCCGUUUUAUUGGAGGCUUUAGAUAUUCCCCAGAAGUGGUAGAAAUCAAGUUCUCACAUGACUCUAGUUUAAGUACUGUAGCCCUUUCCUCUGUCGGUUGUUAUCAUAAUGACAGAGAGAGGCAGACACAAAUGAAAAUCCCAUGUCGGGGGUACUCUUCACCCCUGAUCCUGCAAACAAAUACAAAAUUAACACAAUCAUGCCCGGUCCUCUGGUGGCAGAUGAAAUGAGACGAUGCUCACUGCUUUUCCUUGUCCAUUUCAGCCCCAUGGUAGGGAUGCAUUUAGCCUGGGCCAGUCUUAACUUGAUGAUUCAGAGCAGUGAAAUAUUUAUAAUGACUGUGAGAUUCCCUUGAAUGUACUGCACUUAAAUUACUGCGAUGUUUCAUUGCCUUGUGGGACUCAAGUGAAAGAGAAAAAUUGGAUCAGUGCAGCAGUCCUCUGGUCUUAAAUUAGCAUUUCUUUUGUCAGUCAAAUUUCAAUGGUAAAUUGAAUUUAUUAACUGGAGAGAGAGAUAGAGAGCCGCCGCUUUGUUGUUGGGAAAUACUGGCAUCAGUCUAGAUUUAUGAAGUGCAAUUAUUAUGACUGUAUUAACAUUUUUUUCUCUGAGCUUACACCAAAAAAAUGUAAACUACAGUUGUCAAUACAUUCCCAAUGUACCACAUCCCUAAUCCCUCUUCUUUUUUUGUUUUUGUUUUGUUUUGAGGUGUAAAAUAAAUUCCUUUAAGAAUA